Molecule: messenger RNA, 12630 nt
Organism: Pomacea canaliculata
Lineage: Eukaryota; Metazoa; Mollusca; Gastropoda; Architaenioglossa; Ampullariidae
Product: A disintegrin and metalloproteinase with thrombospondin motifs 9-like
Exons: 41
Coding region: 144-6296 (2050 amino acids)
Biological process (GO): proteolysis; extracellular matrix organization
Cellular component (GO): extracellular matrix
Molecular function (GO): zinc ion binding; metalloendopeptidase activity
Source: RefSeq, a predicted model, not a curated record
GCUUAUACUGUAAUGUCUAUGACUAUCGUGCCAUGCUUUUCGCACUGAUUCUGAGGCAGAGCGGAGUAGAGGCGGCAUGCAUGUCGUAAAAAGAAGGUUCGAUACUGGGGCAAGUGGAUGAAGAGUCCUAGCAGCGGUUAACAAUGCGGUCUGUGUUGAUGGCCCUGGUGGUGGUGUGGUGGUGUCCACUACUGCUGCUACCCGUGCUGUUGGGCCAGCAGUCGCAGGAUAACUGGGACCGAAACAAACAACAAGGAGAUAUGGACAAGUAUGACAUCUUCUACCCUUCAGUCAGAUCAGGGUCAGUGCAGCAGCAACAACAACAGCAACAAUCGCGUCAUCACUCGCGUCGUGUACGUGCAGUGUCUGAGAUGGACGAGGCGGAUUCUUUUCUAGACGACAGUGGCGGACUAGUUUACCGCAUCAGUGCGCCAGUAUUUUUUGAGGAUAACUUGCAUCUUCAAUUGAUCCCAGCUACGGAUUUUAUAUCGCCCGGGUUUGUCAUUCAGCGUGUCAGUGGAAAUUACACGUGGUUGGAACAGAUUGGCCAAGACCCGAAACUGGAUUGUUUUUUCUCAGGAUAUGUUCUUGGACACGAGGAUUCUACAGUGUCUCUUGCGAUGUGCGAUGGCAUGAGAGGAAUCAUGUACGUGAGGGGGGAAAAAUAUUUCAUCGAGCCAUUAAAAAACUCAUCGGUAUCUUCACCACUUCAUCAAAGACCACAUAUCAUCUACCAACCAUCUUCAAAAAACAAUACAGCAUCACGCUGUACUUCUACUGAAAAUUACAAGCACCAUCGAUUGAAGCAUAAUAUGAACGGUAGCGCUAAGAAUGCUACCAAUUUUACGGACUUUGUACAAAAUUCCAAUUAUCAUCAUAGUCGCCACAAAAGAUCUCCCGGAGUGUCCCGGGAGCACACAGUAGAGACACUCGUGGUUGCAGACAGUGCAAUGUUCCAGUACCAUGGAUCUGAUCUGCAGCAGUAUGUUUUAACACUUAUGUCAAUAGUCGGAAGUAUAUACAGACACCCGUCUAUAAAUAAUUAUAUCAAUGUUGUUGUUGUCAAAUUCAUCAUGUUUCAAACAAAGCAGGACAUGCCUUUUAAUGUAUCAUAUGAUGCUACUGGAAGUCUACGGGAGUUCUGCCUAUGGCAGCAUAGUAUUCUUGAUCAUAACAAUGAUGAGCACCAUGAUACCGCCAUUUUGAUCACCAGAGAAAAUAUAUGCAGAGAACUUGGAAAAUGUGAUACUCUUGGCCUAGCAGAGCUGGGCACUAUCUGUGAUCCCCUUCGGAGCUGUUCCAUCAUCGAAGACAACGGACUCAGCUCCGCCUUCACUAUUGCUCACGAGUUAGGACAUGUCUUCAACUUGCCUCACGACGACGAUGCCCAAUGUAAAGACCUCAACAGUAUGUCCGGGCGUGGCGGACGACGAUACCACGUGAUGGCGCCUAUGCUGGACGCAAACUCCAGUCCAUGGGACUGGUCUCCGUGCAGCGCCCACCUGAUGACAGAAUUCAUUGAUGCAGGUCUAGCGGAAUGCUUGCGAGAUGCAGUCAAAGUGAACACACUGAGCAGCAUGGUCAAGUCGUAUACCAGGCCAGGCUGGCUGUACAACGCUGACCGCCAGUGCCAUUAUAUCUUUGGCGAGGGCUAUGGGCUGUGCCCAUACAUGAACUACCCAGCUUGCGGGCGACUGUGGUGCACCAACAAGACCGACUCCCCAGGAUCAGGGUGCCGGACACAACACAUGCCCUGGGCAGAUGGCACGCAAUGUGGAAAUCAGAAGAUGUGCCAGAAAGGUCAGUGUCUGAUGCCUACCCACGAUGUCAAACCUGUUCACGGUGGCUGGAAUUCGUGGAGCAAAUAUGGUCCCUGCUCUCGAACCUGUGGAGGUGGCGUCAAAAAGCAAGAAAGGCUUUGCAACAACCCAACGCCAAAAGAUGGUGGUCAGUUUUGCCUGGGGCAGAGAACACGUUACAAAUCAUGUAACACAGAGCCCUGCCCUGCUGGCAGCGAGGAUUUCCGCGUGGAGCAGUGUGCGCGGUACAACGGCAAGGUGCUCAUCGCUAACUUGCCACCCAACGCCAAAUGGGUGCCAAAGUACACCGGAAUCCUCAUGAAGGACUCGUGCAAGCUGUACUGCCGGGUGUCCCACAGUAGUGCCUACUACCAGCUGGAUAAGAAGGUCGAAGACGGAACCAAGUGCGGCCCUUUUACAGACGACAUCUGCGUCAACGGACAAUGCUGGCGAGCAGGUUGUGACAACAAGCUGGGCUCCACGAUGAAAAGAGACAGGUGUGGCGUAUGUGGGGGCGACAACUACACGUGCAGGACUGUCACCGGAUUCUUCAACAACGCCAAUUACGGAUACAACCACAUAAUAACCAUACCUUCGGGUGCCACAGAGAUAGACAUCCGCCAGCAUGGACACAACUAUUUAGCGGAUGACGACAACUACCUCGCUCUACAGAACACCGACAAGGAGUUCAUUCUGAACGGAGAAUUCAUGGUGCGCACAGAGAAGUGGGUCAUCAACGUCAAGGGGGGACUACUCGACUACAGCGGGUCGGAGGAAAAUGUCGAGCGCAUUAACUCCACGCGCAUGAUCGGAGAACCAAUCGACGUCUAUGUGCUGUCUGUCGGCAAACUGCACCCGCCCAACAUCACCUAUGCCUACACCGUGUCCACGGGCGACACAGUACGUUUCGUAUGGAGCAACAUGGGAUUGUGGCGAAAGUGCAGCCACGUCUGUAGAGGUAAAAGAAGGCGGAAAAUCGUUUGUGUGCGAGAAGAUGACAAUCUGAUAGUCUCUAAGAAACGAUGCAAAGGCAAGGGUCUAAAGAAACCAAACCGAGUGGAGGAACCCUGCAACACAGAGUGCAAACUGGAGUGGCGGGUACUCAACAAGGGUGAGUGUUCUGUGCGUUGCGGGAUGGGGAUGAGGCGUCAGCAGGCUCACUGUGUCAAGCAAACAGGGUUCUCGCAGGUCGAAAUAGUGCGUGACCGAGAAUGUCGCCGUGUGCUGGGCGCCAAGCCAGACAACUUCGUGCCCUGUACUGGCAAGUGCCUGCCCACCUUCUGGUCCUACACCGACUGGUCUCAAUGUUCUGUCAGUUGUGGGAGUGGCACUAAAGGGAGGCAAGCGAGGUGUGUAGACGAAGAUGGACAAGAGCUUCCUGAUUCAGAUUGCGAGACCAAGGACAAAGUCACGAGUGCUGCAUGCAACACACAGCUUUGUCCCGAAUGGCAGACUGGCGACUGGCUACCGUGCUCCGCGACCUGCGGCGGAGGGCGAAAGUUGCGCAAGAUCUACUGUAUGCAGGGAGAAGAGAAGGUGAACGAGACCCUGUGUGACAGCAAACUCCGCCCAGCCAUCAGAAAGGAAUGUCAUUUGAAGGAAUGUCCAGAGUGGUACCCUGGAGGAUGGGGACCGUGUUCGGUGACAUGUGACAAAGGUGUAAGCAUGCGCGCAGUAAAGUGUCGCCUGGCUUCCUCACUUCUUGAAGACACCCAAUGUGACGCCACCAAACGUCCCGAAGACACCCAGCCCUGCUUCAUGGGGGCCUGUCCCACCACGCCGCCGCUGACGACGACCACCACUGCCAAAACUGCCCCUCAAGCGGCUUUCUGGCGUUUUGGCUCGUGGACAGAGUGUUCGGCUACCUGCGGUACAGGGACGAAGCAUCGGUUUGUCAGUUGCAUGGACUACCAAAGCCAGGUCAUCAACACCUCCUUCUGCAACCAUCUGCCCCGCCCUGCCAGCGUGGACUCUUGCGUCAUCAAGCCUUGUGGCGACUGGCACUCUGGGGCCUGGAGCGACUGCACCGUGACUUGUGGAGAAGGCAUCCAGACCCGUUAUGUCAAGUGCAUCUUCAACGAGCAGAUCACCGACGAAAGUUUUUGCGACAUCGUCGAGAAGCCUGUCAGUGAACACAGGUGCAACCGCGGCACUUGCAUCUCGCCCGACGAAGACGACUUCAACGUGGGCGUCAUCACCAGCAACCGUGUGGAAGGUAGCAGUCGCUGGCUCACCUGGCAGUGGAGCGCAUGCUCAGUCACGUGUGGCAUGGGGUGGCAGCGACGUCACGUGAUGUGUCACGACGAGAAGGGCGUUGCCGACACGUGCGACAAGUCGCUGAAGCCUGACGAGUACCAGGCUUGCCAGAGUAGACCCUGUCCCAACUGGAACGCCGAGGAUUGGCAGGAGGUGGUGUCCUGCCAAGACCUGCAACGAAAAGGUGUGCAGACUCGUGCGGUCUCGUGUCGUCUAGAAGGCAAGGUCGUGCCCAACGGCGACUGUGACGUGCGACAGCGUCCCCCGGACAGCCGUGCCUGUGAAGGAGCCUGCGCCUCGCCCUCCAACCGCUGGCGAACGGGAUCCUGGUCCUCGGUAAGGCACCAGGACGUGCACCUGUCCGGCCCCACCACACACUUCCCGACCUCCCUGCACCCGGUCAGACACCCGAGCCCCUCGGCGACCGACUCCUCCAAACACUCCCCGACCUCUCGACCCCUCGACCACCUUCUCGCGCAGCAGGGCAACCACCACCCCGCCACGGGGGGCAUCCGUGCGCGCGGUCUGCCCUACCCCAGGCACGAGCAGCGGUACUGGUCGCCUGACACUCAGACGUACCAGACGCGGGUCAGGGGAGGAGAGCGUCGCUGGCGGGAGUUUGAGUGGUACGAGCGGUACCUGAACAACCAAGGCCGCCAGCAGCAAGGUGACAACCAAAGUGCGGACAGGCAAGGCCGCAGAGACCCCACCCCCUUCCCUGCACAGACUUAUGACAGAUGUUCCGUCACUUGUGGACGCGGCCUGAUGCAAAGGGACGUCACCUGUGAAGACGAGGACGGCAACUCUCUCUCAUAUCGCUUGUGUCGCCGCGUGAAACCCCGCAACACCAAACGCUGCUCUGCCGGGCCUUGCCCCAGAUGGCACAAGGGCAAGUGGAGUAAGUGCUCAGCGACCUGCGGCAAGGGAGUCAAGAUGCGCGAGGUUGCCUGCAAGAAUAGUCAAGACGAAGCUGUCUCCCCUUUCAUGUGUCCGCGAGACCAACAACCCAAGAAUGUUCGACCUUGUCAACUUGAGGAUUGCUCGCAGUUUGUCUGGAGUGUGGGAGCCUGGUCAGAGUGCUCAAAAACAUGUGGAUUUGGACAGAAACAUCGUCCAGUAAUUUGCAAAAAUCGUCAAGGCAAUGAAAUUUCUUCACAUCUGUGUGAUGCCAAAACUAAGCCCAAGAUAAAGCGCCGCUGUGCUGAGUUCCCAUGCCCAUUCAUCUGGAAUACUGGACCUUGGAGCCCGUGUUCUUCAACAUGUGGAGAGGGGCAACAGAUGCGCACAGUAGUGUGCCAGGGUGUCACCAAAGAAGGAUGGCUGCUCCCUGGUGAGGUGCGUGAUGGCUGCCUACAGAGUGAAAAGCCCAGCUAUGCUCGUUACUGCAAUUAUGGCGACUGUCGUGCCAAGAAUCACUGGACCAUUGGACCUUGGGCACAGUGCUCAGCCAAAUGUGGAUUUGGACAGGAACAGCGCCAGGUGGUCUGUGUAGAUAGAGAAAAAAAGCAGGUUUCCAGCAGUCUAUGUCUAAGGCUGUACCGUCCUCCCAGACACAGGUUGUGCUACAAUGGACCUUGUUAUGCUAGAUCAUGUAAAGAGCUGAAGGAAAUGACCACAAUCAGAAAGGAUGGUGACUAUCAGCUGCAAGUGGGAACUCGUCUUGUAUCGAUAUACUGUAAAGAUAUGCGAAAAUCUAACCCUGUAGAAUAUUUGUCUUUGCCUGCUGGAGAGGAAGCCAACUUUGCAGAAGUUUAUGGUGAAAGACUUCGUCGACCAGCUGCCUGUCCAUACAAUCGUUUACGCCCAGCUGUAUGUGACCUGUGUCGUAACAAGCAAUACAAGCAGGCUGGAAAUACAACAUACUCCAAAAUCCGAAUAGAUCUCAACACUAUGCGAGUAUUAGAAAUGUUGAAAACUUUGUCAAUGGGUAGCGUCUACACACUUCUACUUAAUAAUGAUGGAGAAUUCAGUCAUGUACACACAGGAAAGUUCAUACCAUUUGGCACAGCUGGUGACUGUUACAGCUCUAGUUCUUGUCCUCAGGGUCAGUUCAGCAUUAGCCUUGUAGGCACAGACUUCAUUGUGUCUGUGAACACUACUUGGGCGCUUGAAGGCAAUGAGGCCACACAGCAGAUAUGGCGACUCAGGGAUGGACAGAUAAUCCGAGGACUUUGUGGUGGCUACUGUGGAGUGUGCUCCCCUGAUCAUUUGACUGGACUUCAGCUUGAGUUAAUAAAAUGAAAAACAUAAAAAUACACAAAAAGUGUGUGUGUGUGGCGGGGUAUGGAUAAACAAGGCCAGGUGAAAACCAAUCAGAUUUCCUUAAAGUCAACAUCUGUACACAAACUCCAAAUCUGGUGAUGUACCUUUCAGUAUAAAUGGAGGAAGACUUUCCUGCAAAAACAAAAAAACACAGGAAAAAAAAACAUUCUGUGGAGAUUGUCAUGGUGUGCACCUAGACAAAACAGGAGCUCACAGUUCUUGGUGGUAUUUUCUAUGCUUGCCAAUAAUGUGUUCAUAAUGCCAGAAAACUGGCAUUAACUAUAUUACAGCAAUGCGCCAUCCGCCACUUGGGCCAAUAAGAGAGAAAGUCCUUUUUUCAGUAUUGUGGACAUUCUGUGCUUGUCUAAAUAUGUGAUUUUCAGACAAGGCUACCCUAGAAUAUAAAUGUUAUUCAUUUUUAGAGGUAGGUGAUGUCGCCUUCUUCAGUUGCAAUGAGGUACAGGAACAGUCAUUUUCUAAGGUUUAGUGCCAAGCCAUCCUGUACAUCCUGCUGUUAAAAAAAAAUUACCUGAUGCGGGUUUCUUAUUUAUUUGAGAUCACUUCAUCCUCCUGCAUAAGAUAGUUGUGUUAACUGUGAACAUGUGAUAGUUGUUAAACUUUGGUUAGACUUUGCAGUAGAUACUUGAUUAACAUUUGCUUAGAUAUGUGCAUAGCAUUGAUUCUAGCCAUCUGAUACUGACUUUAUGUACCAUAUUUGUUGAAAUAAUAUUAACAAUAAAAGAAUGUUACUUACAUUGAAAACCAGGGAUUUAUCUCCCAGUGCCUCUUGUGAAUAUGCCUUCUGUUCUGUGAGGCUACUCAGACAGGUCAUCAAACAUCUGUCAAAAUACUGCUGAUCACAGUGUAAAUUAAAAUAAUAAGCAUUAUUUUAUUAUUGUAUAUAUAUUUUUUUAUUUUUUUAGAAAUGUUUUCGUUCUUAACUUUGUUCAUAACUCUGUUUAAUUUAAUUUGCAAUGUGUUUCGGUGGGAAUGUAUACAUUUUUUUAACAUUUUUACAUUUUUCGCUAGGUUGAAUGCACUGCAAUAGAAUGGAGAUGGGAAAAUUUAUAUUUGAGAAAUCCUGCAGCUUUAGGGUCCUAAUGUCAUCUAACACCAAAUCUGUAAAGGAAUUGAAAACUACAAGCUAUCAUAUUCUAUCUCAAUAUGUGGCACCAAUAUAGACCUGCCAUGAUGAAGCUGUAGAUGAAAGUUCAGUAAAAUACCAACAAUCUUAUUUUCUUGAUAUUUCUGACACAUCAUAUAAUAUAGAACAUUUUCUACAUUUGUUGCUAGGAAGAAGCAAUAAAUGUUAAGCAAACAGUUGCUGCAAGCAUAAAUUUCACUAUUUCACAUAAUUUCUAUUGUGAAAAUAUAAUGUCCAAGACAGUAUUGUUCUUUUUUUUUUCUUGUACUGCAAAAGAAACUUUCUAGGAAGAUGAUGAACCUGCAAAGCAAGCAUGCUUUUUCUCAACCAAGGAACUAAAACAUGAAAAAGACAAUUUAUUUAUAGGAAUGUAAAGUGCUACACAGACAUCAGCCUAUAUCACCAAAGUCACAACCCUUCUUUUGUGGGUUUGCCGGUAUGUAAUGUACCCUUUUAGAAUUUUGACAUCAGGAAUCAAGUCUCAGGCAAAAGGCAGCAAUCAAACCAUUUUUGAGCAAAAUAAAAGACCCAUGUGGAUAUAACAAUGACGCUCAGGACAUCAAGGGAGAUAAAUUGUCUCCAAUAAUAUGAACACCUGUCAUCCUUAGAAGUUGUUGAGCUUCACUAUAAGGCAGCAUUACAGCCAUAUAUAAGAUCAGUAUGCAGCAAGCUUGGUGGUGGCCUUAAGUCUCUUACUACAAAUAUUUUUAUAACUAUUUUGUAAUUCUUGAAUACUUGUUCCCCUGCCUACAUUGGGACAGGGAAGAGAUGUUUCCACAAGGCCACACUUUGCUAUUGCACAUAAGCUAAAUAUAGAUCUCUGCCUACUUAUCAGUGUUACAGCUGAUAUACCUUGUGAGUACUGAUGUAGAAGUGGAAAACUUUUUUACUUCUUUGCUUACUUUUUCACAUUUGUGUGGUGAGCAAACUUUUUUUUUUACUUACACUUUUCACUUAGCAACCUACUUGGUUUGCUAUCACACAUAGUUGCCACCAGCUCUCUGACUAGUUGAUAUUGAUAUGAGAAAUUUGGUUUUGAAAAACAGCAGCGUGGCAACUCUGUUUUGUUUAUUACAGUGCAAUAUACAACACACUGCUGUAUAAACAUUUAUUUAACAAUGUUAAUUUAACCAAGUUAAAAGGAUAUUUUAAGACAAUAUCUAAAAAUGGUUGACACAAACCAUCCAACCGUAUACACUCUCCCUGAAAUAUUGGUAAGGUGAUUCCUCAAAUAUUGACAUUGAUUUAUCCACCUAGCUGUAGGAAUGGAACAUGGUCAUUAAGUGAGGGGUGUCUGUAUUUGUUUUGCCACCAUAACUGGUUGAGGUAGUAUUUUGUUGCUGCAUAAUCUAGUCUCUUAACACACUCCACAUAUCAAAACUUUUCACAUUUUAAAAAACUCACCCUUUUUAAAUUCCUAGUCAAAACCUGCUCAGUUUUCAUGUUAUCAAUUUUUAUUAACUUUUUGAAAACAUUCACUGCUUUUGUGUUACUUCAGUAUGUUAUGGUAGUUUUGGAGAAUAUUAGCUGAUAGUUUUUAGGAGUGCUGCCACAAAUACAACUUUAGCUGAGGAAGAUGUAAUGUGUAAUUUUAGACCAGGCCUGUUCCAUUCUCCAUAGCAUUAAAUAUUUUUUUAUUAUGAAAAACCUCUUUUUUCAUAAAUUACUUUAACAUUUUGACAAUGAUUCCUAGUUCAGUUAUUUAAAGUAUGAAGAACAAGUUCUCAUGUGUUAAAGUGUCAAUGGUUCAUCAAUAUAAAUCUGCCGUAUACAAGUCACCCAUGACAGUUACCAUGACAGCAGCAUGGUAGACAGUCUGGAGAGUGACCUGGGAAGAAAGACUAAAAUGAAAUGGGGGAUUUGGUGCAAGAGGUUUAAUGAAUGCAAGUACUGACAUUUGAUGCCACAGCAUUGACUUAAUGUUAAAUCAGCAGAAUAUUUGGAUUAACUAUCACAAGCAUCUACUCACAGUAGGCAGCUUUUAUCUUGUAAUGCUUACACUUUGUUCUCACAUAACAGUUAUUAUUGUUGUUAAUUUAUCAUCAUCAUCUGUCAUUAAGUGUUUCUUCCUUGCAUCCAGCCAUUGAUUUAUUUUUAUUUAUUUUUUUUUUUUUUUUUUUUUUUUUGGUACUAGAAGUGUAAAUUUUUUAUAGCUGCUUCAUUCUUUUUUAAACUAUGGCGUUUGACUAGUGGAAAUCUCAGAGGUCUUUUGUGAUAUUGAUGAUGAGGUCUUCAACUGUUUGCUCUCAUAAAUUUUGUAUUGUCUCCUCUUGUUAAUCUUGUCUCCUCUUGUGCUGCUGCUUGUCAAAAGAUCUCUUAGACAAGCUAUUUGUCAUCCACAACCUGUGUCAAGCCUUGAUGUGUUUUCAUGAACUGUAAAUGCUUUGUGAAAAAGAAAGUUUGUCAGAUGUUUUCUAAAGCAGCCAUAAAUUCAGUUACUUGCAUCAAUUUCAGAAUGCUCAGUCUCAAUUAACCAAUAUUUACCAAUUUAGUUUGCUGCUCACUUUCAAUACUCAUUAAAUAUGUAUGUCAUUGUUUUCAUAAAGAGUUGCAUGUUUUCGCUACAUAGACCUCAUGUGGCCACAGUGAACACAUCUACUUCUGAACUACAAACUCUUGUAUUUCCGUAUAACGUAUAUUUGAGAUAAGGAAAGAUAACUGCUUGAGUAAAAUUAUUUUGAAAGUGGAUGAAAAUGCUCUCAGUUAAAAUAUGCCUAAUUGAAGUACAGCUUUGUCAGGCUUUGUUAAUUCCUCUGUGACAACAAUAAAGGUUUCAGACAAAAGAUGCCAUGAAUCAGCUAUAGCACAACUAAUUAUGGAUUUAUAAAAAGAAUGAUGGUGUCUAGUAAUGACAGAUUUAUAGGAGGGGAUGACAUAAAAAGUAAGCAGUUUGUUUUGUGAUCAUAGAACCUUGUAAGUUUAUGAGACUAAGUACUCUGGUAAUAAGAAUAGGUUUAUUUUUAUGAUGAAAAGGCCAUUCAGAAAAACAGCCUUGUCUUAGAUAAAGGACAGAUGAUGAAACUGACAAGAUUUGUCAGAGCAAGAAAAAGUGUUCUUCAUAUAUAUAUAUAGAUAUAAAGCUAUAAUGAGAGUGCUGGGAUAAAAUGUGGGACUGUAUCAUGGUACAAUUAAUAUGCUGCAUGUAAAUGUUUGCAGGUGCAGCAUGGAUGAAGUUCAUACUUAUAAAGUGUUUAUAAAUGUUGCAUUUAUAAGGGUAGUGCGUGCCUGGCAGUAUUGCAUAUAUUAAGAAAGAGGACAUUUUUAGACAUAUGAUUGUUGAUGCAUGUAUUAUGCUUUUCUGUUUACAAAAUAUUAUUGUGGAUGUCUGCUGAGAAAAGUGACUUAACAGUAAAGAUUUGUUAACUGUCAGAUUUUUUUUUCCUUCUGCCUUUAUUUCAUUCCACUGUCCACUUUAUUUCUUUUUUCUUAUCUCCAUCUCAUCCUUCUCCCCUGCUCCAUAGCUGCUCUCUCAUCUUUACUAUUUUUCUCUUUUUAUUUGUCUUUGUUCUUCCCCCGUUUUAUUUUUCUCAUCCAUGUACCAAAGACAAGCAUUUUAUGUGACAGUUGUUAUACUUAAGGACUGUUCUUGUCUCCAUGGAUGAUCCUGAUCUUGGGACGUAGUAAAGAAAGUAAGGGGGAUGUGAACUUCCCUACUUCCAGAUACAGAAUGCCUCUCAUGCAUGCGAAAGAAUUUCAGUGUCUGACGUGGUUUUCUGACAAAUUCAGAUCUCAUAUUUUGUGGGCAUUUGGUGUGCAAACUGCACUAAAAAACAUUUGCAUCUACUGUAAAAAUAUUUAUAAAUCUAAUCAGUUUUGGCUUUCGCAGACGAUAAUUGAACAUAGCAUAAUGAUGUUGAAGGUACAGCACUAGACACCUGUAAGCAUGAUUUUCUUACUCUGUCCAAUUAUAAACAUUUUUUUGGAAAAGUUGCAUUUAGUGGUAUUGCGCUUUAGCAUCUCCACUCCUACCUCCACUGAUCUGAUAUUACAUGGCCAAUCAUUUAACAAAAGUACCUCUACAAAUACUUAAAUGUGCAUAAUAAAUGCUUCACUGUGAGCAGGGAUGUGGAAUUGAGUUAAAAAUUGGCCAGUAAAGUAAAAUGUUAAAUUUAAAUAAAAAACACUUGUGUGCAUUUAGUCAUGCUGAACACAUACCGUAGGCUGGUUUGCCUGCUUAUGUUUUUUGAGAAUUCUGUCUUUAGUAUGAGCUGUGAGAAUUGUCUGGGGAUAAGGAUGUUUUUCGGAUAUUUAAACCUUUUCUUCACUGUAUGUGUAUGUUUGCAUUUCCUGGCUGCUUGUAGCGACUUAUCUUUACACAUGGAGAAGCUGUUCAGUGUCUUGUCUACCAUGUUUGUAUUGUUAAUGCUUUAAAACCCACUCUGGAUUCUUGUUUUACACGGCAGCAUGGGUAUCAUGAGUCCUGUCGUUUUGAACUGAACUGAAGACUGUCCUACUUGCCCAGCAGGUUGGUUGUUGUCCUGCUCACCCUUGUUCCUGCUUCUGUUUCACUGUGCUUAUCUGCCCCUGAUUUAGCCAUGUAGUGUGCGCAUGUCUGUGUGUGUUUAGCCAUGUUGCUAUUAUUUUAUGUGAACUGCGAAUUGAACAAUAGCAUUACUCAUAUUUUAACUGCAAGUCAAUUGAUCAAUGCAAAAAUGUUCAGCUGUAAAUCUUGUUUGCUAGAAUAGUUACUGAUGUAAAUAUGCAUUUUACUGUGUUAUGAAUGUUUCCUUCAGAAUGACUGCAUAUCUAUCUACAUCCAUUUCUUCCUCCCUCUCUCUUUCUCUCCCCCCUCUGCAGCCUCAAUAUACCAUGGACAAGACUGUCAUCUUUCCACUCUCUUUUGUAACUGCAUCUCAUGUUUGGCACUGUGUAUCAAUCAUUAAUUUAAAUGUGUGCCUUGCUGGAUAGUGUAUAUAUAUAUUUUUGGCAGUUCCCAGAUCAAUUGCAAAGCAAUUCAUUUAUGUACAUUUGGCUCACUGUAUAUUUUUGUGUAUUUAUUCUUGUGUUUUAAUGUGAGGUAUUAUUAUUUUCUGAUCGGGUUACUGACUUUUUUUAUUCUUAACCUGAUAAUGUAUGAAAGUCAAAGCAAUACUAUAGUAAAGUGUAUGUAAUUGACAGUCUGUAUUUAGAAUUAUCGGAUAAACUGAUUUAAAACAUGUUUUCAUAAAA